This is a messenger RNA of Tremella mesenterica DSM 1558, 1551 nucleotides long. RefSeq lists its product as uncharacterized. Gene Ontology annotation, biological process: vesicle-mediated transport; protein targeting to vacuole. The transcript has 12 exons. The record is from RefSeq and is a predicted model, not a curated record. Bases 1 to 1551 code for a protein of 516 amino acids. NCBI's taxonomy places the organism in Eukaryota, Fungi, Basidiomycota, Tremellomycetes, Tremellales, Tremellaceae. Gene Ontology annotation, cellular component: fungal-type vacuole membrane; Mon1-Ccz1 complex.
AUGUUCGAAGGCUUCUCUCCAUCGCGCUCUCGAUCCCCCUCGGCGCCGCUCCUUACCCUCCAAGGCGCUUUCGCCGGCACUCGGUCACCCGGCACCCGGAAGGGCAAAGAAAAGGCCCUGAACACAGACUUGGUGGAAGGGGUCGAGGGUGAGAUGGUGACCACUUCUGAUGAUGCUCGUAAGGGUCUUCGGGAACUGGUACGUCGGUCCACGAUGGGAGGCCAACGGCCUUUGUUGCGUGGAGAUGAAUCGAGAGCAGUGUCUAUCGAAGGUGCGUUCAUGUCUCGAGUUUGCAACUUUGUGUCGGUCUCAUCCAGUGAUCGGGCUUAUACUCCAAGACGUUAUUACAUCCUCACCAAUGCUGGUAAACCAGUCUUUUCCUCCCAUUCCGAUACCGAAGAAGACAUCUCAAACCUCAUGGCAGUCGCUCAGGCUCUCAUAUCCAUCUUCGCAGAAGAUGACGACCGUUUACGAUCUAUAAGAAGAGGUGAUAAGCGUAUCGUAUUCCUACUCAAAGCACCCCUAUAUAUGGUCUGCGUGAGCGAUUGGGGAGAACCGGAGAAUGUUCUCCGUGUGCAGUUAGAUUACAUAUAUCUUCAGGUAUUGUCGGUCGCUACGUCCACGCAGCUGGCUCGAGCGUUUCAGAGGAGGAGCAACUUCGAUCCCACACGGCUUCUGGAGGGGACAGACCAAUUCCUUCACAACCUGAUCGCUCGAUCCCAGCACGACUUUAGCUACCUCACAUCAACCCUUCAACCUCUUCGAAUGGCUCCGGCACUACGAGAGGCGGCCGCUGCGGCAUUAAUGCCCCCUUCGAGAAUACAAGAUUUACUCUACGUCCUCCUGGUCGCUGGGGGACGGAUAGUCACCCUCCUUCGACCCCGCAAGCAUGCUGUUCACCCGUCAGAUCUACAUCUUCUGCUCAACAUGCUCGACACUUCUAAAACCCUCCGAUCAUCCGAGGCUUGGGUUCCUAUAUGUCUACCGAAGUUCAAUCCUGCCGGCUUCGUACACGCCUACGUCGAUUUCCCCUUACCAGACGUUGGGUUACUUUUUGUAAGCGCGGAUCGGGAAGCGUUCGACGUUCUACGUGCUUGGAAAAAGGUCGUAGUGGAGAAACUGCAGAUGGAUGACACACUGGGGAAGAUCCGUGAUAGCAUUCCGUAUCAUGAAUACUCUAUCUCUGCUCUAGGCUGUCCGGGGUUGCGACAUUUCAUCUACAAAUCACGCCAACUGGUGCAGAUUACCAUGCCAGAAUGGGAGGAGUCAUACGAGCCAGACGGGCCAGAUCGAAAACGGAUAAUCACAACGUACCAAUGUCUUCACGAUGCGGUCCACGCCAGGUCUGGCCAAUCAACUCCAUUAAAGCUAGUAUAUACUCGGUCGGAUCAAGAAGCGUGUCUAGCUUGGUUCACAAAACCCUUUGAGAUGUACCUCACAGUCCCCCCUCAUUUGCCAAAGUCGGUGGUAGUGAGUGUGGCCAACGCUGUAUUCAAAUGGGUUCAGGCCGAAGAGGGCAAGUUGUUUCUCAAAGACGCUCCGGUGUUUUGA